Molecule: messenger RNA, 6512 nt
Organism: Pseudopipra pipra
Lineage: Eukaryota; Metazoa; Chordata; Aves; Passeriformes; Pipridae
Gene: ATP10B
Product: ATPase phospholipid transporting 10B (putative)
Exons: 22
Coding region: 130-4503 (1457 amino acids)
Biological process (GO): phospholipid translocation
Cellular component (GO): plasma membrane
Molecular function (GO): ATP binding; magnesium ion binding; ATPase-coupled intramembrane lipid carrier activity
Source: RefSeq, a predicted model, not a curated record
UGGUUGUGGUGCUGCUUCCCAGCAUGAUUAAGGAUGCUGUUGAGGACUACAGAAAACACCAGAAUGACAAGACAAUAAACUCCUGUAAAACCAGGGUAUAUGACAACUACUUUUUGAGAGAAAAACAAGAUGUCAAGGAGAAUUGUUCCAGGCUGCUUCUCUAGAAUGGUGUGGAAGAAACAUUUCUUCAAGGAAAGCUGCUGUCGCUGUGGUUCCCCAGACACUGAAAUCCAAAACGAGGAGCUGGAGAAGAGAGGAAAAGGAAAGAAAAGAAAGAAGAAAAAUGAAAACAAACGAGUGAUCGUCUCCAAUUUGCCCUUUGGAAGUCAGAAGUGGAAGGAAAAUCCAAACAGACACUACGGCUCCAAUAAAAUCAAGACCACAAAAUACACCAUCCUGACCUUCCUCCCCAAAAACAUCUACGAGCAGUUCCACCGCUUCGCCAACGUCUACUUCGUGUUCAUUGCCCUGCUGAACUUUGUGCCAGUGGUGAAUGCCUUCCAGCCAGAGGUGUCUCUGAUCCCCAUCUGUGUCAUCAUGACCAUCACAGCCAUCAAAGAUGCUUGGGAGGACUUCAGGAGGUACAAGUUAGACAAGGAGAUCAAUCACAUGGGGUGUUACAUCUACAGCAGGGAGGAACGUGCUUACGUGGAGAGGUGCUGGAAGGACGUGAGAGUGGGGGACUUUGUGCAGCUGCAGUGCAACGAGACCAUCCCAGCUGACAUCCUGCUGCUCCACUCCUCCGACCAGAGCGGGAUCUGCCACCUGGAAACCGCCAACCUGGACGGGGAGACCAACCUGAAGCAGCGGCGGGUGGUGAGGGGCCUGCCCGGGCAGAAUGCUUUGUUUGAACCCGAAUUUUUCCAAAGCACCAUCACCUGUGAGAUGCCAAACAAUAACCUCAAUAAGUUCCAAGGUUACAUGGAGCAGCCAAAUGAUGAACGGGUUGGUUUUAACAUUGAAAGCCUCUUGCUCCGUGGAUGUACAAUCAGAAAUACUGAGGUUGCAGUGGGAAUUGUUAUAUAUGCAGGGCACGAGACCAAGGCCAUGUUGAACAACAACGGCCCCCGGUACAAGCGCAGCCGCAUCGAGCGCAGGAUGAACGUGGACAUUUUCCUGUGUGUGGGACUCCUCUUUGUGAUGUGCCUCAUUGGAGCUGUAGGACAUGGCAUUUGGACUGGAACCUUCUCAGAGCACCCCCCUUACGAUGUCCCAGAUGAAUAUGGCAAUUUUCUGUCUCCAGCCCUUGCUGGUUUCUACACGUUCCUGACAAUGAUAAUCCUGCUGCAGACUUUAAUCCCCAUUUCUCUCUAUGUGUCAAUUGAGUUGGUUAAAUUGGGCCAAGUCUUCUUAAUUCACAACGACAUUGACCUGUAUGAUGAAGCAGCAGAUUUGCCCAUCCAGUGCCGUGCCCUAAAUAUUACUGAAGAUCUUGGACAAAUCCAGUAUAUCUUCUCAGACAAAACUGGGACACUAACAGAAAACAAAAUGGUAUUUCGACGCUGUACUGUUGAUGGAAUUGAGUUUUCCCAUCAAGAAAAUGCCAAGCGCCUGGAAACCCACAAGGAGCUGGAUUUGGAUGAUGAGGACUUUACAAAACUCCAGCCCUUCACUCUCCCCCCCCCGACUCUUGGGAGAGCAGGCUGUGCCCAGCAGAGCCCGCCCGGGGCCCUGCGGCGCUGCCAGAGCGCCCGCGCCCGGGUCCAGGGCCACGCCAGGAGCAGGUCCCUGGGCAGGAGGGACAGCAGCCAGUCCCAGGUGGCCUUCAGCAGCACCAUCGAGAAGGAUGUGACUCCUGACAGCAGGUUGCUGAGGAGAGUGAGAGAAGCUGCACUCCAGACUGAAAGCCUUUCUCCUUUUAUUCCUACGAGAACUUCCACAGCCUUUGCUGACUUUUUUCUUGCCCUUGCCAUCUGCAACACAGUGCUGGUGUCCACAGCCACCGAGCCAAGACAACGGGUCACGAUUCCACCACCAAUAAAACCCCCGGGAAUCACCCUGGAGAAGAUUCAUCAGAUAUUUCAAAGGCUGAAGUUAGCAAGCCUCAGCCAGUCCUUCUCCUCAUCCCAGUCCAGCUCUGAGCUGGGUGCGAGUUUCGGUGCGAGGGGCCCCGAGGAGCCUCUCCCUGCCCUGGGCAGUGGUGACAGCAGUGACAGAGGUGACAGACGUGACAGCAGUGACAGCACGGACAUGGGCCCUGCCUCCCUGGAGGAGAUGCUCCAGUCUGUGAGCAGCAGUUCUCUGCCCCCAGCCUUGUGCUACGAGGCCGAGAGCCCUGACGAGGCCGCCCUGGUGCACGCGGCCCAGGCCUACAGCUUCAGCCUGGUGUCCCGCACCCCCGAGAGGGUGACAGUGCGCCUGCCCCAGGGCACCCUGCUCACCUUCGACAUCCUGCACACCCUGGGCUUCGACUCCGUCAGGAAAAGGAUGUCUGUGGUGGUGAGACACCCCCUCACCAAGGAGAUCGUUGUCUACACCAAAGGCGCCGACUCGGUCAUCAUGGACUUGCUGGAGGACUCUGCCGGAGCUGAGAAGAGAAUGAAAAGAAUAAAAGAAAAAACACAGAAACACCUGGACCUCUACGCCCGUGAUGGACUGAGAACUCUGUGCAUAGCUAAGAAGGUCUUAAAUGAAGAUGACUUUCAAAAAUGGGCCAAUUUUCGUCGGGAGGCAGAAGCUGCCAUUGAGAACAGAGAGGAGCUGCUAAUGGAGACAGCCCAGCACCUGGAGACCAAACUCACCUUGCUGGGAGCAACAGGGAUCGAGGACCGGCUGCAGGAUGGGGUUCCUGACACUAUCAUGGCCCUUCGGGAAGCAGGGAUACAGAUCUGGGUGUUGACAGGAGACAAGCAGGAAACAGCAGUGAACAUUGCAUACUCCUGUAAGCUCCUGGACCAGAGGGACACUGUCUUCACCAUCAACACCGAAAACAAGGAAACUUGUGAAUCUCUCCUGGAUUUAACCCUGGAAGAGGUGAGGAAGAGUUACGAGUGGGACAAACCGCGGAGGAAGAUUUUCGGCAUCAUCCCAACGGCCCCCGAGGCCCCCGAGGCCCCCAGCACCGAGUUUGGGCUGGUGAUCGAUGGGAAGACGCUGAGCCUCAUCUUGCAGGGGGGCCUGCAGGAGAAGUUUGUGUCCCUGGCGCGGCGCUGCCGCUCGGUGCUGUGCUGCCGCUCCACGCCCCUGCAGAAGGGCAUGGUGGUCAGGCUGCUCCGGGGGCAGCUCCGAGGGAUGACCCUGGCUAUAGGUGAUGGUGCAAAUGAUGUGAGUAUGAUUCAAGCAGCUGACGUUGGAAUUGGAAUAUCUGGUCAGGAAGGCAUGCAGGCAGUGAUGGCCAGUGACUUUGCAAUAGCCCGAUUUAAACACCUCAAAAAACUGCUUCUUGUCCAUGGACACUGGUGUUAUUCUCGCCUGGCAAAGAUGGUGAUUUACUUUUUCUACAAAAAUGUGAGCUACGUCAACCUGCUCUUCUGGUACCAGUUCUUCUGUGGCUUCUCAGGCAGCACCAUGAUUGAUUACUGGCAGAUGAUCUUCUUCAACCUCUUCUUCACCUCAGUGCCCCCAAUUCUCUUUGGAGUCCUGGAUAAAGAUGUUUCUGCAGAAACACUUCUAGGUUUGCCUGAGCUAUACAGGAAUGGGCAAAAUUCAGAGAUAUACAACCUGUCAACUUUUAUUAUCACCAUGCUGGAUGCCUUCUAUCAGAGCCUCAUUUGCUUCUUUGUCCCCUAUUUGGUGUACAAGGACUCUGACAUAGAUGUGUUUUCCUUUGGAAACCCCAUCAACACCAUCUCCCUCCUGACCAUUCUCUUGCACCAGGCUCUGGAAAUGAAAACGUGGACCCUGUCCCAGCUGGUGGCCAUGAUGUGCAGCCUGGGCUUCUACCUCGUCUUCUCCCUGAUCUACAACGCCGUGUGCCUGCUCUGCAACCCUCCCACCAACCCCUACUGGAUCCUGGAGAGGCAGCUCUCAGAGCCCACCUUCUACCUGCUGUGCCUGCUCACCCCGCCCGCCGCGCUCCUGCCCAGGUUCUUUAUUUCUGCUCUACGAGGAACCUUUGGAGCAUCUCUGAUCCUGAAAGCACAGCAAAUAGAUAAACUUCCUAAGGGACAGCGGGAUCUCGAAAUCCAGAAACUGAGAUCAAGGAAAGCUACUUCUGGUGCAUCACCUGCACCUAAUGAUGACCUUGACCAAAGCAUCAGCCACUUAUGUGUGUCACCAUUUCUCCACCCAGCAGCAGCAGCUGUGUCUCAGGGGCACACAGAGGGUCAGGGGCUUUCCAGCUCCGCAGUGAAUCCUCUCAGGAGAGGGACACCACAGGAAAGCUACUGUUUCUACAACAGGUGGGCAGAGGAAGAAUCUGCUGCCACAGACUCUUCAGCAGGACCCUUUGCACCCAGCAGGGGAACAGCUCCUGGGCAGGGCAGUGGCCAAGUGCCCAAAGACAGAGACUCCAGGUCCAGCUCCGGGAGCCACCGGCGCUCAGUGAGUGCAGUGACCCUCUGAGCAAACCCUGCCAGAGCCACAGCCCAGUGACCCUCUGAGCAAACCCUGACAGAGCCACAGCCCUGUGACCUUCUGAGCAAACCCUGACAGACCCACAGCCCUGUGACCCUCUGAGCAAACCCUGACAGAGCCACAGCCCAGUGACCCUCUGAGCAAACCCUGACAGACCCACAGCCCUGUGACCCUCUGAGCAAACCCUGACAGAGCCACAGCCCCUGAGAGAAGGAUGAGAAGGACACCCCAGGGCACACCAAGAGUCUGUUUGUGCUGAGCCACGAUGUCACUGCAAGUGGAGAGGAGUGUGGGGCAGUGCAAUACCAGCUUUAAUGGGCCUUAAUGGGCUUUAAUGUGCAGCCUCUCCCAAGUGCAAAUGUUGUCUGGGUUUGCCAUCACCUGACUUCCUGACCUUCCUGGUUUUGUCACAUUAGAGGGAUGUUACCUGAGCAUGACACACCUGCUGAGAAUUGCCAAAUUACUUUAUUUUUGUACCAGAGUAAUAGGGAAUAAUUAUACCAGUGAGGUUUCAAUGUUAUUACACUACUGAGGUGACAGAAGGAGAAUCCAUUCUUUAUUAAACCAAGUCUUAAAGCAACACAUCCACUCUAGCUUUUACUAUCAAAGUCUUAAAAAGACUUCACUAACUUAAAAAUUACAGUUCUGCCUCAAAAAAAUGUUACCUCUGAGUACUAAAGGUACUUGAAGAAUAAAAAAAAUUGAAAGACACUAGAGAAUGUUCCAGGUUUUAAUAUAUGGACUUUGUACAUACAACAAUAUCAGGUCCAUAGCCUGUUUUCCCUGAACAGUAAGCUCAGUACUUUUAUGCAGGUAGUGGUUUGACCUGAUACUGUUAAGGACAAAUGAGUUUAUAAAGAAGAAGAAGAAUACAAAUACUGAACUGCAAGAACUGCCAGGAUAACUCAGUGAUAAGUGGAGUCUACUUCUUCAUACCUACAAAAGCAGACAGAUAAAACAAGUCACAUUCAAGGAUUUAUGUCCUAGAAUUCUAAAGUUGUCCCUGAUUUUUCAUCUGGAAAUUCAGUUUCUUUCUUCCAUUCUUUAUAUUCUCAUGUAGUGUUGCUGCAUUCAAUCCAAUGUCAAUCCUGCUCCUUCCCACAGUUGGUCACAGUCAGUAGUUGAUGAGAUCUCAACAGUGGAGAUGGUGACAAGCCAUAUAUGAAGGUCACUAAUCACAUUGCAGAAAGUACAUGUGUAGAAUGACCAAAAUAUGCAUAAUAUGUUCACCCUUUUCAGUAUCUCAGGACAACAAGAUGCAGGAAAAAAACCCAUAAGAUGUCACCAUCAUCACUACUUAUUGCAAUGCAAUGAAAGGUGACUUUGGUAUUUCUUAUAGAAAUGUUGACUAGUAAGACCAUUUCCCCAGUUUUUCUGCACAAUGUGGGAUGAAAUCUUAACUAGUUUUCAAUUCAACCUAUUUGUACUUUUGUGAAUCUACCAUUGGUUCUGAUCUAAGUAGGUUUCUAGCCUUUUUUUAUACAUGCUGUAUUAAUUUAGCUAUUUAAUACCUAUCACAAUGUGUGAUCUGUUUAAUCACCUAUUUAGCAAAUACUAAUUUAACUUCUGUGUGUUGUAAUAAUUACUGUAACUGGACUCUUCGAGUUCUUACUUUAAAACAACUCAGGCAAAAUUGAGCAGCAUAUCUGCCACUGGGACUUCUGGGAGCCAGGGCAUAUGUAGAACUGCCAUUGUUAAAGUAUUAAUUGUCAGCUGUAAAACAAUUCAGAAAGAGAUUUUUUUGCAUGAUGUACAGAAUGAAGGGAAUUAAGCAUAGCUGAGACUACUGUUAAUGGAGUGUGAGAUUGCUCAAACGUUUGCUCACCAGCUGGGAAUGGACCUGGGGUGACAAGACUGAAGAUCAAGCCUUUACAAUUCAUAGCAAUGUUUUUAUAUUAAAUGGUCCAUUUCCUGUGAACUUAAAGAUGUCAAUGUCUGACACAUUUUAUUACCAAAUGUGAAGUGUUUUUAUAAUAAUAAAUGUAAUAUGGUCAUGA